AUGCCUAGUCGAUUCGGAAACCUGGCCAAUUUGGGCCACAAACACCACGAAGAAGGUCAUCACAAGGAAAUUGGAGCACAAUCUCCUAUUCCAAACAGUUCAGUGAUGACUCACUCGAAUAGCUCACGUCGCUCAUUCUUUGGGUUAAACCUGGGCAAGAUGACUUCGAACGAGUCUCACGACUCGUUUCAGUCGGAUGAUCAUCAUGGUCAUCAUAAUCACCAUCUGUCUCACCACGAGGGGGACCGUCGAGUUCCUCAGAGAAAUGCCUCAAUGGUCCAAUUAAAACGGUUCUUUAGACCUUCCAAAAAGCACGAGCUUGAAGGAUUGGGUCACUCGUCUUCAGGAAACCGUAUUUUCGAGUCUACAUCGAAAGAUGUUUCUCCAAGGGUUUCCCACUCAGAACUUGCUUCGCCUACAUUUACGCACGAUGCCAAGAAUAAUAUGAUUGUUAAGCCUGACCCUCGUUUCUGGGAUGAUUUGGAGGGUUCCCUGACCAAAAAAUACGGAAAACUAGGAAAAGUUUUAGGUUCGGGAGCAGGCGGAUCUGUCAGAUUGCUUGUCCGAGAAAGUGAUGGGCUAACUUUUGCAGUGAAAGAAUUUGUUCCUCGGAGACCAAAUGAGAGUAUCAAAGAGUAUGCUAGAAAGUGUACCGCCGAGUUCUGUAUUGGAAGCACUCUGCACCAUCCAAACAUCAUCCAAACCAUCGACAUAAUCAGUGAGCACAAUCAGUAUUUUGAGGUUAUGGAAUAUGCUCCAAUCGACUUUUUUGGCGUCGUGAUGGCUGGCAAACUCACUCGCUCAGAGAUUAAUUGCUUUUUAAAGCAGAUCACCAUGGGAGUUCAAUAUCUACAUUCUGUCGGAUUGGCUCAUCGAGAUUUGAAACUGGAUAACUGUGUUGUUACCACUGAAGGAAUACUGAAGUUGAUUGAUUUCGGAUCAGCUGUGGUGUUCAAGUAUCCGUUUGAAGACGAAGUUGUCUAUGCUCAUGGUAUAGUUGGAUCGGAUCCGUAUCUUGCACCGGAAGUGUUGACUUCAACGGAAAGCUACGAUCCCCAAUUGGUGGAUAUCUGGUCUAUUGCUAUCAUUUACUGUUGUAUGACCCUUCGAAGAUUCCCUUGGAAAGCACCAAAGCCUGAAGAUACUAGUUUCAGACUAUACUGUCAAGAAGAUGAUGUUCCUCACGAUUACGUUGAGAGCGCAAGACAUCACAAACAGCUAUUGGCAGAGAGAAAGAAGAAGCUUGAGCAGCGACAGAACGACGAGAACGUGAAGCACCAGGCAGUCGAGCACUUGAGUGAAAAGACUUCUCAGUUGAACAUGAGCAAGGAGGCAAUCGAGAUCAAGGUUCAGAAGGAAGCCGAGAAGCCAGAGACCAAGCCCGAGCCAAGCAAGCUAGCAGAGUCUGUUCAACCUGUGGAGCAGAACCAGGUUGACCCACCGGCGGAAGUUCCGAAGGAAACCGCGCCUGAGCCGGAAGACAAGAAAGAGGAAGGUUCUGAGCAGCCAGCGGAGAAGAAGAACGACGACGACUUCGAUCUGAGCAAGCUGCCUGAUCCAUCACUCAUAGCUGUUGAUCCAUUGAAGCUCCAUGAAGUCGAACGCGAGCAUAGGAGAGAACACCGCCACGAGGAGAAACAAGAACAGCCUGAGCGGCGUCACGCGGGUGCUUCGCGCUCCCACGGGCAGAUCCACGGGCCGUACCGACUAAUGAGACUGUUGCCUCACGCAUCCAGACCUCUGAUUUCGCGGAUGCUCAUGGUGGAUCCUGCCAAACGUGCCACAAUGAAAGAUAUAUUUGACGAUGAAUGGUUUUCUGAAAUCAGAUACUGUACCAUUGACGAGAAGGGCAAUACCGUCAACGACCCUACGCACAAACACAAUCUCGAAUGUUGA
Messenger RNA from Ogataea philodendri, 1896 nucleotides. RefSeq lists its product as uncharacterized. The coding region runs from base 1 to 1896 and encodes 631 amino acids. NCBI's taxonomy places the organism in Eukaryota, Fungi, Ascomycota, Pichiomycetes, Pichiales, Pichiaceae. The record is from RefSeq and is a predicted model, not a curated record. The transcript has a single exon. Gene Ontology annotation, biological process: intracellular signal transduction; protein phosphorylation. Gene Ontology annotation, molecular function: ATP binding; protein serine/threonine kinase activity.